This is a messenger RNA of Penicillium longicatenatum, 951 nucleotides long. RefSeq lists its product as uncharacterized. The transcript has a single exon. Lineage: Eukaryota; Fungi; Ascomycota; Eurotiomycetes; Eurotiales; Aspergillaceae. Bases 1 to 951 code for a protein of 316 amino acids. The record is from RefSeq and is a predicted model, not a curated record.
AUGGGCGUCAUGCGUCUACCUCGCCCAUCGGGCAUCUACGUCCCCAGCUCCCCUAUCCGCCUCACAACCGAAAUGAUCUCUCCACCCCUCUCCCCAUCCUUCAACUUCGACUCCGAAGCCGUGCUCCCAACAAUCCUCCCAGCCCUGGAAUACAUCUCCUCAAAACUCCAACAAAGAAUGAUGCACGUCACUCUUCUCGUCGGCCGUGGUAAACCCUUCCCAACCGGCCAAGCCUCAGACCUAAUGGUCAUCCCAAUCACAAACCUCGACCAAGACUCCACUCAGAUCCUCAAACGCGCAAUUGCCAAAGGCGCCCGCAAAUACUCCCUAGGCACAAGCUGGAGCGAAGCACUAGACCGCAGCUACCACGAACGCCUAGCAAACGAAUACCUAGUCCAACAAUCCAUUCUCCAAAACGAAGUCCUCUUCAGCCAAGAAGGUCUUACUCUCCUAAACAUGGACCGCAUCUACACAUUCAAACGUCGUCUCUGCGUCCUCUCCAGCAGACCAAAUCCCCGUCCAGAAGACCAAGCCAUGAUCUCGGCCGUAACGCUUCUGCACCGGUUAAUGGGCGAUUUCCAAGGUCGCCCGUUCAGCAAAGCGUUCUUUCAUCGGGUCUAUGAGCAAUUGGAUGUGAGGGAUGAGUUACUCACCGCCAUUGCUUCUGCGUAUAAGAGUACACAUAAGACUGAUGCGAUCAUUUUGCCUUCGAGGGUUACGGCUGAGAACUCGAAGAAUUCGCCUAUUCGGUUGGUGCGCGUGAGAAAGAACCCGCCACCGGCUAAGUCUUCGUUUUAUUCGAAGCGGGGCCCAAAGACGCCUUUGUCCGCUUCGGAUGUUACGCCUAUUACGAGGAAUGAGUGGAAUAUGUUGGUUGCGCAGGAUAUUCAUGAACUUCAGCCUACUGUUACUCAGUGGACUCCUUCUGCUACUGUCUAUGUGGUGGCUUGA